AGUGUAGUCCCGAAAAUGAACAGCUCGGACGAGGAGAAGCAGCUGCAGCUCAUCACCAGUCUGAAGGAGCAACCUGUAGGCGAAUAUGAAGACCUUAGAGCAGAGAACCAGAAAACAAAGGAGAAGUGUGGCAAAAUUAGGCAAGAACGAGAUGAAGCUGUUAAAAAACUGGAAGAAUUUCAGAAAAUUUCUCACAUGGUUAUAGAGGAAGUUAAUUUCAUGCAAAACCAUCUUGAAAUAGAGAAGACUUGUCGAGAAAGUGCAUAAGCUUGUCGAGAAAGUGCAGAAGCUUUGGCAACAAAGCUAAAUAAAGAAAAUAAAACACUGAAGAGAAUCAGCAUGUUAUACAUGGCCAAGCUGGGACCAGAUGUAAUAAAGGAGGAGAUAAACAUUGAUGAUGAAGAUGCUACCACAGACCCAGAUGGUGCUGCUGAGACUUGUAUCUCAGUACAGUGUCAGAAGCAGAUCAAAGAACUUCGAGAUCAAAUUGUAUCUGUUCAGGAGGAAAAGAAGAUGUUAGCCCUUGAGCUGGAAAAUCUCAAGAGCAAACUGGUGGAAGUAAUUGAAGAAGUAAAUAAAGUUAAACAAGAGAAGGCUAUUUUACAUGCCGAAGUUCUUGAACAGAGAAAGGUUUUAGAAAAAUGCAACAGAGUGUCCAUUUUGGCAGUAGAGGAAUAUGAGGAGAUGCAAGUAAACCUGGAGCUGGAGAAGGACCUUCGAAAGAAAGCAGAGUCGUUUGCACAAGAGAUGUUCAUAGAACAAAACAAGCUAAAGAGACAAAGCCACCUUCUGCUACAGAGCACUGUCCCUGACCAGCAGCUUUUGAAAGCUUUAGAUGAAAAUGCAAAACUCAUCCAACAACUUGAAGAAGAGAGUAUUCAGCAUCAGCAAAAGGUCAGAGAAUUAGAGGAGCAACUAGAAAAUGAAGCAUUGCACAAAGAGAUACAUAACCUCAAACAGCAACUGGAGCUUUUAGAAGAAGAUAAGAAGGAACUGGAAUUGAAAUACCAGAAUUCUGAAGAGAAGGCCAGAAAUUUAAAGCAUUCUGUUGACGAGCUCCAGAAACGAGUGAACCAGUCUGAGAAUUCAGUACCUCCUCCACCUCCACCUCCACCACCUCUUCCGCCUCCACCUCCCAAUCCUAUCGGAUCCCUCAUGUCCAUGAUCCGGAAGCGAUCCCACCCCAGUGGCAGUGGUGCUAAAAAAGAAAAGGCAAUGCAACCAGAAACAACUGAGGAAGUCACAGAUCUAAAGAGGCAAGCUGUCGAAGAGAUGAUGGAUAGAAUUAAAAAGGGAGUUCAUCUUAGACCAGUUAAUCAGACAGCCAGACCGAAGGCAAAGCCAGAAUCUUCAAAGGGCUCUGAAAGUGCAGUGAAUGAACUAAAAGGAAUACUGGCCUCCCAGUAACAUUGGAUAUAGGAGAAAAUACAUUGGCAGUGAAAAUAAAGCUAAACCAAUUGUAGUUUUACAUCCUGUUUCCACACACGAACCCCAAACCAAAGACCAAGUAGCCGAGAAAGAUCCAGCUCAAUGCAAGCACGAUGAGGUGAAACUAAACCAGAAUUCAAAGAAGACAGCAUUGAAAAAAUGAGAGAGACAGACAGUUCCAGCUGCUGAUCCAUCAGCCAGAAGGCUGACAUGUUUGGAAGUCCUUUUCAAUAAGCACAUGAUUCAGUUUGGUGUAUUGUUAAGGGCUAUAGACAUUCCGUCUGGUCACUGUAUUCACAAUAUAGCUUCUUUUCUGGUGUCACUUUUGUAAGUAGCAACUAUAAGCAUAAAUAAGCUGUUUAGCAAAAUAUACACAUUCUAAGUA
Messenger RNA from Heterocephalus glaber (naked mole-rat), 1813 nucleotides. Lineage: Eukaryota; Metazoa; Chordata; Mammalia; Rodentia; Bathyergidae. The record is from RefSeq and is a predicted model, not a curated record.